Messenger RNA from Trichomonas vaginalis G3, 582 nucleotides. RefSeq lists its product as uncharacterized. The coding region runs from base 1 to 582 and encodes 193 amino acids. NCBI's taxonomy places the organism in Eukaryota, Parabasalia, Trichomonadida, Trichomonadidae. The transcript has a single exon. The record is from RefSeq and is a predicted model, not a curated record.
AUGUUUGGACUCUUCUGCUUUUUCUCAGUCAUGGGCUCUUCCAGAAAACUGGAAAACCUUGUUGAAAAAUAUAGAGAGCAAUUAAAAGAAAAUUCCACGAUUGCAAAAGAAGAACAAGCUAUUUUGUGGUCAUUAGCUGAACUUGCUCGUCAAGUCGACAAGAGUGUUACAGCUGAAGAAGUUGAAUUCGAAAUAGGAUCAAAGAUCAACGAAAUUCUCGAAAGAGUUGAAAUUGCAGAUGCUUUACUUCGUAAAGAUUUCAAUGCAAUGAGAGUUGAAUUUGCUAAAACUAAACAAGAUGUAGCUUUACUUGUUGAAGGUGCAAAGAAACAGAUUGUUGAUGACAUGGAAGAAUUCAAGAAGCAACUUAUCGAAUCUCUUAAAUCUCUUGUUGAAACAAGUGGACAAGCACAGGAUAGUUGGAUUAGAAGCUCAUACGAUCGUGUCCGUGACACAUUUGGAAGCCUUAGAAGUUCUUCUAUGACAAGAUCAAUUAUCUUCUUUGUUUGCUUCCAAAUCCUCCUUAUAUUCGGUCUUAUUUUCUACAAGAAACUUGAUAACCAAUUGAGAAUGUUCCUUUAA